UAAUCUGUACUUAACAGCUUUUACAACACUCUGAGAGGCAAAGGCUACGCGUACCCAGUAACCACACAAUGGGACAGUCACUAUAGAAGUAAACAUGGGGGGAACUAAAUACUUAUUCAGUCUCCAUAUUUCAUGGAUCUUAUUUCAAAAUGUCUUAUCUCUGCCUACAUCAAGAGUUUUGGAAUACGACGUGGAAGGUGGAAGGAAGCAUGACAUCUUUGAGAUUAAUGAAGAGGCUGGGUUAAACCUGGUGGAGGGUGAUAUUGUGCUUGAUCAUAAACAAGGCCGCAAUUCUAUAAUAGGGGAUCAAUACCGCUGGCCUAAGACCAUCCCCUACUAUUUUGAGGACGACUUGGAAAUCAACGCCAAAGGUGUCAUCCUGAAGGCUUUUGAACAGUACCGCCUCAAGACCUGUAUCGACUUCAAGCCUUGGAAUGGAGAGCGGAAUUACAUUUCAGUUUUCAAAGGGAACGGCUGUUUCUCCUCUGUGGGUAACCGGCAUGUGGGGAAACAACCCUUGUCCAUCGGGACCAACUGUGACCGCAUUGCGACCAUUGAACAUGAGUUCCUCCAUGCGCUGGGCUUCUGGCAUGAACAGUCACGGUCGGAUCGUGAUGACUAUGUCACCAUCAUGUGGGACAGGAUCUCUGAGGGCAAGGAAAACAACUUCAACAUGUACAAUGACACCACAUCCAGUUCCCUGGGUGUUCCCUAUGACUACGGUUCUGUGAUGCACUACAGUAAGACUGCAUUCAGGAAUGGAACCGAGCCCACCAUCGUCACCAAGAUCUCUGCCUUCGCCAAUGUCAUUGGGCAGCGCAUGGAGUUCAGUGACAAUGACCUGCUCAAGCUCGGGCGCCUCUACAGCUGCACACGCUCCUCCACUUUCCUGGACAGCUGUGACUUUGAGAGGGAAAACAUCUGUGGUAUGAUCCAGGGGCCGGAAGACCAGGCCGACUGGACCAGGGUGACCCAGGCUGCCGGGGGACCCGACACAGACUACUCCAACAUGGGCAAAUGCAAAGGCGCGGGCUACUUCAUGCACUUCAGUACUGCCACAGGCAAACCAGGGGACACGGCCCGACUGGAGAGCAGACUGCUCUACCCCAAGACCAACAGAGGAUACCAGUGUCUGCAGUUCUUCUUCUACAACAGUGGAGGCGCCAAUGAUCGGCUGGUGAUCCAGGUCCGAGAGUAUGAUGAAGAGCAUCCAAAUGGGACUCUGCGUGUUAUUCAGGAUGUACAUGCCCCAACAGAAAACGUCUGGGAGCUGUACCACGUGAGCCUGAACGUGGCAAAGAAGUUCCGGGUGGUGUUUGAGGGCAUCAAGGGCGACGUGCCCUCCGAAGGUGGCUUCUCUCUGGACGACAUCAAUCUCUCCGAGACCACCUGCCCUGAUCACGUGUGGCGUGUGAAAAACUUCAGCGACCUCAUGGACAACACUCCUAAUGACACAGCCAUCUACAGCCCCCCGUUCAAGUCCAGAGAGGGCUACACCUUUCAGAUGGGGCUGUACCCCAGUGGAAAAGAGGGUUACCCGCAGGAGCUUUCUGCCUUCGCCCACCUGGUGACUAUCAACGGUGACACAGAGGGGCGGGCGUGGCCGUGCCCAUGGAAACAGAUCACCAUGACGCUGUUGGACCAGAACCCGGACAUCAUGAGGCGCAUGAACAAUCAGCGCAGCGUCACAACCGACCCUACCAAGAAAGUCAAUGAGACUUCAGAGGUGUUCUUCUGGGACGACCCCCGUAAGGUGGGCGUUGAGGUUUCCCAGGCGGAUGGGACCAAAUAUUUCCGCGGGCCAGGUGCCGGGACGCCCACGUACCUCAGCCAUGGUAGGGCCAAGAGCAGGGACUUCAUCAAGGGCGGAGAUGCCAUCUUCCUGCUCACCAUGGAAGAUGUGGCCCAUCUAACAGUGACCCAGCCCAUACCCCCUUCGACUGUGCCACCCGUUCCCACAGCUACCACCACCAUGCUGCCACCUGACACCUGCAGUAACAUCAUAUGUGAGAAUGCUGGAGUCUGUUUGGUGGACGAUGGAACAGCUGUGUGCAGAUGUGCCGUUGGAGAGGACUGGUGGUACUAUGGAGAGUACUGUCAGCAUCGGGGCUCCGCCCAGGACACAAUGACCACAGCGCUGAUAGCCUCUUUCUCGGUGCUGGGAGCCAUGUUGGUGGUAACCGCGGUCAGUGUGGUGUGUGUUAAGAGGAAGUAUAAGAAGAUUGCCGCUGGAGGAGACCUGGGCGUCACUAUGUCAAACAUCAGGACAGAGAUGUAGCGCUGCGUCGCAUUCAGAACAUGAAGGACAGAUGGUUAGACAGAUACAUAACGCUACAAGGUGGACCUGCACUGCUGCUACAUUAGUGUAACUGUCGUGUCAUUUUCAUCAUAGCAGUCUGUUAAUUUAAAAUGCAGAUAAUAAUAUUAUUCAGUUGCUGUCAUGGAAUGUUUUAGCGAUUGUUUUAACCCUAAUAACAGUCUGUGUGGUAAGAAAUGCACAUGGUGCUAAUAUUGAACAAUAUCGCCCUCUCCUGGUCAUAAAGUUCACAUACACUUGUGUGUAUAUAGACAAACCAGCCACAUCAGUGCAAGAAUAAAGAGAUGAUGUCCUACAAUGAGUAA
Molecule: messenger RNA, 2622 nt
Organism: Esox lucius (northern pike)
Lineage: Eukaryota; Metazoa; Chordata; Actinopteri; Esociformes; Esocidae
Gene: mep1bb
Product: meprin A subunit beta
Exons: 14
Coding region: 95-2278 (727 amino acids)
Biological process (GO): proteolysis
Cellular component (GO): membrane
Molecular function (GO): metalloendopeptidase activity; zinc ion binding; protein binding
Source: RefSeq, a predicted model, not a curated record